Messenger RNA from Dioscorea cayenensis subsp. rotundata (Guinea yam), 2149 nucleotides. Its product is annotated as ABC transporter G family member 25-like. Bases 47 to 1924 code for a protein of 625 amino acids. The record is from RefSeq and is a predicted model, not a curated record. Lineage: Eukaryota; Viridiplantae; Streptophyta; Magnoliopsida; Dioscoreales; Dioscoreaceae. The transcript is spliced from 4 exons. Gene Ontology annotation, molecular function: ATP hydrolysis activity; ABC-type transporter activity; ATP binding. Gene Ontology annotation, cellular component: membrane.
CAUCACCAUCCCACCCUUCUCGUCUUCUACUUUUCAAAUCUGAAACAUGCCUAUUCCUAUUCAUCUCCAGUUUAUUGAUUUAUCAUAUAAGAUAAAAUAUGUCCCGAGGCAGAAGAAAUCCGGAACGAUGAGUCAAAUCCUGAGGAUGGAUUGCUCAGUGGUGGGAGUUCAAGAAGAGAGAACAAUCAUAGAAGGGAUCACCGGAAUGGUUUCCCCCGGCGAGGUCUUAGCGAUACUAGGGCCGUCAGGGAGCGGGAAAUCGACAUUGCUGAACAUCAUCUCCGGGAGACUCCAAUCGAGGCACGGCGGCGCGGUGCUGGCGAACGGGAAAAGGCUGACGAGGGCGGAGAUCAAGAGGAUAGGAUUUGUGGCUCAGGAUGAUGUUUUGUACCCGCAUCUGACGGUGAGGGAGACGCUGGUGUUCGCGGCGCUGUUGAGGUUGCCGAGGACGAUGGGGAAGGAGGAAAAGGUGAUGGCGGCGGAGAAGGUGAUGGUGGAGUUAGGGUUGGAGAAGUGCUCGGAGACGAUUGUUGGAAAUGCUUAUGUGAGAGGGGUUUCAGGAGGGGAGAGGAGGAGGGUGAGUAUUGGGAAGGAGGUGUUGGUGGAUCCGAGUGUGAUGGUGUUGGAUGAGCCGACGUCGGGGUUGGAUGCGACGGCGGCGCAGAGGGUGGUGAAAGGGUUGGGGAGGGAGGCGAAGGAGAAGGGGAGAGGGGUGGUGAUGGCGGUGCAUCAGCCGGCGAGUCAGGCUUACCAAAUGUUUGAUUUGGUGAUGGUGAUGUCGGCGGAGGGGAAGUGUGUGUAUUUUGGGAAGGGAUUUGAAGCUAUGGAGUAUUUUGAGAAAUUAGGGUUUGUGCCUGGGUUUCAACUUAAUCCUGCUGAUUUCAUGCUUGAUCUUGCAAAUGGGAUUGCACAUGGAGACAAUCAUGGAGACCCUUCUAGUGUGAAGCAAACUUUGGUCACAUCUUAUAACAAAACAUUAGCCCCAAAAGUUAAGGAAUGUAUCAAUGCUACGUUAACUAGAGAUGCCGUCCAAACAGAGACAAUAAGCAGCAACAACAAUAAGAAAGAAGAAGAGAUGCAGAACAAGAAGAAGAAGAAAGACUACUGCAAUAUAAGCUGGCUGAGCCAGUUCACCAUCCUCUUCCACAGAAGCCUCAAAGAAAGAAGGCAUGAAUCUUUCAGCUCCCUGAGAAUAUUCCAAGUCUUAGCUACUGCCAUUCUUGCAGGCCUCAUGUGGUGGCACUCCAACAUCAACAACAUCCAAGACCGUUUAGGCCUUCUCUUCUUCAUCACCAUCUUUUUAGGUGUCUUUGCCUCCUUCAACUCAGUCUUCACCUUCCCACAAGACCGUCCUAUCUUCAUUAAAGAAAGGUCCUCUGGCAUGUACUCUUUGUCCUCUUAUUUCAUGGCAAGAAUGGUUGGAGACUUGCCCAUGGAGCUCUUACUUCCAACUGUGUUUGUCCUUGUUGUUUACUGGAUGGCUGGGCUAAGGCCUGAGUUUGGGGCUUUCAUGCUGACACUGGCUCUGCUUUUAGGGUAUGUCCUUGUUGCUCAGGGUCUUGGCUUGGCUUUGGGAGCUAUUAUUAUGGAUGCAAAGCAAGCUUCAACAAUGGCAACUGUCACAAUGCUGGCUUUUCUUUUAACUGGAGGUUUUUAUGUUCAGAAUUUACCUGCUGGGAUGGUUUGGCUCAAGUAUGCUUCAUUUACAUUUUACUGUUUUAGGUUGUUGAUUGGAGUGCAGUAUAAGCAGAGUGAGAUUACAAGGUUAGGGUUAGGGCAAGGACAAGGGAGGAAGAAUGAUAGUAGUGAUAUUGUAGGGGAGGUUGAAGAGGUUGGUGUUAUUGCUAGUGUUGUGGCUUUGGUGGUUAUGUUUGUUGGUUAUAGGAUCUUGGCUUAUGUUGCUCUUAGGCGUAUUAAGAUUUGAGAUCAUUAGAUUAAUUAGGGUUUUUAUUUGUGGAUGAUGAUUUGCUAACAAAUUACAACACAAACACUCUUGCUAGUGUUAUUUUGACUUGCAAGAAAGAGAGAGAGAGAGGGAGAGUGAGGGUGAAAGAAAGAGGAAGUGGUUGUGAAAAGUUGAAUUCAUGAACAACAAUUGUAUUAUAAUAAUAAUAAUAAUAAUUUUAAUAGUUUGUGUUGUUUGCUUGCU